Molecule: messenger RNA, 840 nt
Organism: Topomyia yanbarensis
Lineage: Eukaryota; Metazoa; Arthropoda; Insecta; Diptera; Culicidae
Exons: 2
Coding region: 94-807 (237 amino acids)
Source: RefSeq, a predicted model, not a curated record
GUCACCACGUUGUCCACGCGAAUAAAUUAUAUAUGUAAAUGCGUGUUUUUACCUCUUGUGAAACGCUCGGCUACAACAGUUUUGGCGACGAGAAUGCUAGGUGACGAAAACCCGGAUGGGGAUAGAGUUCUUGCCGGAGGUGCUGCUGCUGUGGCCCCAAUCGCGAUGCAGUCUACAUUCACAGUCGAACCGUUUGAUCGCCAUAAGAUGAAAUGGUCCCGCUGGGUCGAGCGGUUGGAAGGUGCCUUUUUGCUUUUCGGAGUUCGUGUUGAAGCGAAGCUGCCAAUGCUACUGCAUUACAUGGGAGCCGAAACAUACGACGUAGUUUCGGACAAACUAGCACCGGAGAGGCCGCAGACUAAAACAUACGACGAAAUUGUGCAGACCCUGAAGAACCACUUUAAUCCGAAACCGCUGGAAAUACUGAAAAACUUUCGGUUCAAAUGCCGGAAGCAGUGCGAUGAUCGUGCAGAGGAGUCAAUCGACGAUUGUCUUAUUGCUCUUAGGAAAUUGGCCAUAACCUGCAAUUUUGGCAAUUACUUAAGUACUGCGUUGCGGAACCAGUUUGUUUUCGGAAUCAAGGAUUGCGGAAUACAGGCACGUCUAUUGGAAGUACGUGGCCUUACUCUGGAUCGAGCCCGGGAAAUUGCUGUGUCGAUGGAAGCGUCGGCCAAAGGUGGACAGGAAAUCCAUUCGCGUCAGGGUAAACCGGAAUUGAAUCUGGUUGCACAUCCGCCUACAAAACCAGCGAAGUCGAAGGUAAACAAAAAGUUUACCGUGUUUACGAAAAAGUCCCUUGCUAAUUAAAUGCCGUAACAACUGUUGACAAAUUGACUCAAU